Messenger RNA from Schizosaccharomyces japonicus yFS275, 2308 nucleotides. Its product is annotated as protein phosphatase 2C Ptc3. Lineage: Eukaryota; Fungi; Ascomycota; Schizosaccharomycetes; Schizosaccharomycetales; Schizosaccharomycetaceae. The transcript has 3 exons. Gene Ontology annotation, molecular function: cation binding; metal ion binding; MAP kinase serine/threonine phosphatase activity. The record is from RefSeq and is a predicted model, not a curated record. The coding region runs from base 131 to 1375 and encodes 414 amino acids. Gene Ontology annotation, biological process: negative regulation of p38MAPK cascade; cellular response to osmotic stress.
AGUAAAUGCACCGAGGCCACCAACCUUAACCUAACCGCUUCACCUCAACAAACAUAUUUGUCGUUGAAAAUACCAUUUUCCGUUAUAAAAACAUACAAAUUAAACCCAAAAAGCAAAUAAAUCUUUGUCAAUGGGUCAGACUCUUUCAGAACCCGUGACGGACAAGCACUCGCUGGAGGGCGGCAAUGAGCACGUUGUUUUUGGCAUCUCCAGCAUGCAGGGAUGGCGUAUCUCCAUGGAGGAUGCUCAUUCCGUAGCUCUUCACAUGAAAAACAAAACUGUUGAGGAGGCUAUCGACUUUUUUGCUGUUUAUGACGGUCAUGGAGGAGACAAGGUUGCAAAUUGGUGCGGUGAACAUCUUCCUAAGCUUCUUGAGCAGAGCGAGGAUUUCCAGAAGGGAGAUUUUGAGGCUGCAUUGAAGCAGACCUUUGUUGAAGCAGACAAGACUAUUCUUGAAGACGAACGAUUCCAUACGGACCCUUCGGGUUGUACGGCUACUGUAAUUUUGCGUGUUGGUCGAAAGCUUUACUGUGCUAACGCUGGUGAUUCUCGGACAGUACUUGGGGCUCGUGGUGUCGCAAAGCCUCUGUCUGUGGAUCAUAAACCUUCCAAUGAUGAAGAAAAGGCUCGUAUUUGUGCCGCAGGUGGUCGUGUCGACUUUGGCCGUGUGAAUGGCAAUCUCGCACUUUCACGGGCUAUUGGAGACUUCGAGUUCAAGAGCUCUGACUUGCCCCCUGAAAAACAGAUCGUAACUGCAGUCCCAGACGUCGUUUGUCAUGAGCUGACUGAUGAUGACGAGUUCGUUAUUCUUGCUUGUGAUGGCAUCUGGGAUUGCAAGACCUCUCAACAGGUUGUGGAAUUUGUUCGCCGAGGCAUUACAGCACAUUUGCCUCUUCAAAAAAUAGCCGAGAACUUGAUGGACUGCUGUGUUGCCACAGACGCAGAAACGACUGGUCUCGGUUGUGACAAUAUGACUGUUUGUAUUGUGGGUCUGUUGAACAACAUGUCCGUAGAGCAAUGGAUGGACGAAAUCGCAAAGCGAGUUGAAAAUAAUGACGGUCCUUGUGCACCUCCAGAGUACGCUGAACUACCUGGAUCAGGCUGGACUAAUCGUGAACAGGACCUACCAAAUGUAAACAUGCCAUUCCGCAUUCGCCGCGUUGAUAUGGAUGCAUCGCUCUCAGUCAAUGACAAAAACGCUUCGGAAGAUGCAGCUGCUAAGGAUUCUGAGAUGUUGCACGCUGAUUCCUCUUUGGCCGCUGGUUUUCGUUUGAAAGAACACUUUUUUCCUUUGAGCUCGAGCAAUUCUCGAGUUGUUGAAUCUCCACUGCCUUCUAAUGCUCCAGCUGUGGAGUCGCUUGAGAACACUGACUAAUGUUCUUGUGUGGUAACUUCUUGCUGUAAUGAUAAUGUCGAGAGCAUCAUGUGAGUGCGUUUGUUAUUUCCGUCCUUCACUCUUUUAGAAGUUGUUGUAGUUUACCCGCUCUUUUGUGCUUGUGACCUGCCAAAACGUUUAUUAUAUCUCUCCUCUUGUCUUCAGAGCAGCUGGGGCGUUGUUAUCUAGUUGAUAUUUCAGCAGUUCCAUAACAAGCGUUAGGUGAACGUUGCUGUCUGAAUCAAUUAUUAUCAGGACGCUGUAUCCAUCACAAAAGAACACACUAACAUACACACACACACACACGCACACACAUGCAUUACAUCUCUCUUCGUAAAUGGAAUCAAAUAUGGGUUUUAUGUAUCUGCACUGAAGCCACUGGUUUCUGUCACAAUUUAACAGCGCUGCGGGCGUUUUGUGUCGAUUUUACAAGGUUGUUUCUUUGGCAUUAACUUCAGAGGCUUAUUAUUUUUUCAAAAUUGAGACUAAACAGUUAUGAUUAGCCUGCUUAAUUUUCUUCUCUGUUCCUUCCCACAAGUUAUUUGGAUUGGUAGUGACACCCUCGGUUUGGGUGAUUGAUUGAUUGAUUGUUAUGAACAAAACUGUGAAAUUUAUAUGAUGUAAAUGUUAGGGUCAAGAAUCAUGCUUUUGUUACAGUAAUUUUGUUCCUCGUUGAUGCUGAGUACGAGGGAGGCUGUGUGCAAGGCGAUGCUUUUCAUAAUACCAGUUGGUUUAUUAAUGAUCAGGAUGCAUUGUUUUAUGUUCAUCUUUCAAGUAUUUAUUUGACAGAGUGAACAUAAAUGAACGGUCCGUGUUUACUACAGAAGGUUAUCGCUGUCUGGGGCUUUUCUUUGAGGUUCAAUGAGUCUAAUUAUGUCGUGUGUACUAGUUUAUUGCUUCUCGUUGAAAGUACGAUGUAUUGAGUAUUAGUGA